Bufo gargarizans (Asiatic toad) is the source of this 1307-nucleotide messenger RNA. RefSeq names its product cell adhesion molecule 2 (gene CADM2). NCBI's taxonomy places the organism in Eukaryota, Metazoa, Chordata, Amphibia, Anura, Bufonidae. The transcript is spliced from 8 exons. The record is from RefSeq and is a predicted model, not a curated record. Bases 1 to 1167 code for a protein of 388 amino acids.
AUGCUCAUGUCAGUUAUAUAUUUUCUGAUUCUUCCUUUAGUAAGCCAAGGGCAGUUCCCAGCCACACAGAAUGUGACAGCUAUCGAAGGAGGAACGGUGAACUUAACUUGCCGUGUUGAUCAAAAUGAUAACACCUCCCUCCAGUGGUCAAAUCCUGCUCAGCAGACCCUAUACUUCGACGACAAAAAAGCACUUAGGGACAACAGGAUUGAACUGGUUCGGGCUUCCUGGCAUGAACUGAGUAUCAGCAUUAGUGACAUCACGCUUUCAGAUGAAGGACAGUACACGUGUUCCUUGUUUACAAUGCCUGUCAAAACGUCCAAGGCUUUCCUAACCGUUUUAGGAGUUCCCGAGAAGCCACAUAUUACUGGAUAUACAUCCCCAGUUAUGGAAGGAGAUCAAAUACGCCUGACAUGUAAAACAUCUGGUAGCAAACCAGCUGCAGAUAUUAGAUGGUUCAAAGGUGACCAAGAAAUAACAGAUGUUGAGAAAAAACAAGAGAGAGAUAGUAAUGGAAAGACAUUCACGGUUAUUAGUGUCCUGGAUUUCCGAGGGGAACGCAAAGAUGACGGUGCAGUUGUGAGCUGCAGAGUGGACCACGAAUCCUUAAAUUCAACACCUCAUAUAGCAACGCAGGCCUUAGACAUUCACUAUACUCCUACUGUAAAGAUUCUGCCCUCUACUCCUCUUCCUCAAGAAGGACAACAACUAAUUUUAACAUGUGAAUCUAAAGGAAAACCUCUGCCAGAACCAGUAUUAUGGACAAAGGAUGGUGGAGAGCUUCCAGAUCCAGACAGGAUGGUCGUGAGUGGACGUGAACUAACAAUAACUUUCCUGAACAAAACGGACAAUGGAACAUAUCGAUGUGAAGCAACCAACUCCAUUGGUAAAAACAGUGCAGAAUACAUCUUGAUAAUAAACGAUCCCAACGCAUAUCCUGGUCAAGCAGCAACUGACCACGCUCUUAUAGGAGGGAUAGUAGCAGUAGUCGUUUUUGUCACAUUAUGUUCAAUUAUAUUGCUUGGGCGAUACUUGGCAAGACAUAAAGGGACAUAUUUAACAAAUGAAGCAAAAGGAGCUGAAGAUGCCCCCGAUGCAGACACAGCCAUUAUCAAUGCAGAAGGCAGCCAAGUGAAUGCAGAAGAGAAGAAGGAAUAUUUCAUUUAAAUGCAAACCUGGUUACUGCGAGUUUUACUUAUCAGGCUGACUGCUGGAAAAAAAAAACUGGCUAUCUUUUUUUUCCCUCCAAAAUUCAUUCCCACCAUUUUCCGCUCCAUUUUAUUAACUCCUGCUAUCAAUAGCCAGCU